Messenger RNA from Chaetomium fimeti, 1260 nucleotides. RefSeq lists its product as uncharacterized. NCBI's taxonomy places the organism in Eukaryota, Fungi, Ascomycota, Sordariomycetes, Sordariales, Chaetomiaceae. The record is from RefSeq and is a predicted model, not a curated record. Bases 1 to 1260 code for a protein of 419 amino acids. The transcript is spliced from 8 exons.
AUGGACGGGCACCCCGUCCGAUACGGCGGUGCUGGGGCGCCCGCUGCAACACAAGUCGCCCGCGAGAAGCCCGAGCCCAAUUUACCUGGCGACAAGCCCGUCGUGGUUUUGAGCUCUCUGUCCCGCUCACUCGUCGCCUCCGACUUCUACCGCUGGGCACCCCAGGGCCGUCAUGUCGCCGGCUGGGCGGGCGGCAUUUCCAAAGUUGUGCAGGCAAUCUCUCCCAUCACCAGAGAGCCGCGGGGCCAAUACUUUCUCUUCUUCGACUCGUGGGACGCCGCCCGCCGCUGCAAGGACCAGCUCACCAAAGCAUACCAGCGUACAAACACAAAUGAAUCCCCCGACCGGCCUGGGUCAUUCCCCAAGCCGGAGGCACGAACAAAGCCGAAAAGCGGGGGCUUCUCGACCUGCGCGGCCCGGUUGCGCUCGUCCAUCGACCGGGGUGAGACGAUGGUGACCGUCUUCCUCUCCUUCCUCGAUUGCUCCGGCGAGGCCUGUGGGGGCGGCUCGAAGCUUGCCCUGGACGGCGACGGGAGGGAGAACGCAGGGGACUUCAUGGGCUGCGGCGAGGUGGCCCUGCGCGGCUUCGUCUUGUCCUGCCCUUCGAGGUGCUCUAUCCUGUCGCUGAUGGUCUUGAGCCUCUCCAGUGUUGCUUGGCGCCGUUCCAACAGAGACGAUUUAGUUCCGUUCGGGUUCAGCACGCCGCUGAACAUGACACUAUACCGCUCCAGUCUGAUGUCCGGGAUGUCGAUGUUGAGUAGCCCGGUGCCGCCCGUGGAGGCGGAGGGGAUGGGUGCCGAGAUGACCGGAACAUCUGGUUGCGGAACCACGGCGUCCGCUUGGGACAUUGUCAUCGAUCUGAUGACGAUGGGCUUGUGUUUCGGCGUCUUCCUUCCGGCGACAGUGUGGCUUCUAGUGGGGGUAGAGGUCUCAUUCGAAACGGGCAGCAUGGCGGGCGGCGACAUGGCGGGGGACAUGGCCGACGAUGGAGAUGGCAUCCGCGACCUGGGGGGACUGGGCUCUGGAGCGAUGUCGUCCUUGGACAGCCUCUUGUCCAGGCUAGACUUUGCGCCGCUCGUCUUGUUGGAGCCAGGUCCUGAAGAUGUGCUGGGUCUCACCGGCAUGCUGAACGGCGUUGGGUUGUUGAGGACGCCGCCGAUGAUUCCUCCCUCCGGGAAACGUGACGGGGGGGAUGUCGGCAUUUUGAGGUGGGUGUCCGCUCCGUCUGCUGGCGUCCAGUGGAUGCAGGGUAAGAUCUGA